GUUGCCAGGUUUCCUCACUGGUUCAGCAGGGAGAUUUGGAAAACAUCCGGAAGCCGCACACAAAGAAAUCAGCCCCGGAUCCCAUCUAUGUGAACCUUCAGGAGCUCCAGAAGGAACUGAGUGCAGCUGCAGCUUCCAGUACAAAACUGUACCCUUCAGCCGGGCCUUGGUGGUCCCCUGCCGAACUGGAGACUCACACAGACACAGAAAGCGGAUCAAGUGUUUCUACUACAACCCUGUGACGGGGCAGACGACAUGGGAUUAUCCACUUGAUGGCUCUUUCGAUGGAGCCAGCCCCACACAUUCUUGCUCCUCUUCCCUGACUUUCAGCCCUGCUGUACCUCCAGAGUGGGACCAAUAUGUAGAUCAAGUCAGUGGGCAGGUAUUCUUCUAUAAUACAGCAACGGGAGAGACGUCGUGGGAUGCGCCCGGAGCGGGAGACCCUCUCAGCUAUCCCGAGAUGCAGCCCGCCAUUGCUCCCUUCAGCCCUGUGGAUCGAAGGCCUCCUACUCCAGAAACUGACUACCCUGACCUUUCCCCCAACGAACUCGACCGCUACCCUGAAGAAGAUUAUUCUCCACUGGGCUCCUACAAGCUCCCGGCCUUCUCCUACGUGCCUGCAUCCUACCACAGCUGGGGCUCGGGCAGCAGCCAAGAUGCCCUGGUGGUGGACUCAGACCUGGUACCUGUGCCAGGCCAUCACCGCAGCACCAGCAGUGGGUCCAGCCUGGAUGGCAGCCCCUUUGGGAUCUGGCCCACCAACCAGUCGGCCUUCUCUCCUCCAAAGGAGGAGGAGCAGUUCAAAACCCUUGAAAAAGCAGGGAUGCUUCACCGGACCAAAACGGCGGAGAAAGGGAAGCGCUUGAGGAAGAACUGGAGCUCCUCAUGGACCGUUCUGGAGGGGGGAAUUUUGACCUUUUUCAAGGACUCGAAGCAUUCGUCUUCUGGUGGCGUGAAACAUCCCUCUGUGCUGAGCAGUCCAGAACACACCGUGGAUCUUCAUGGAGCGACACUCUCUUGGGCCCCCAAGGACAAAUCUAGCAAAAAGCACGUCCUGGAGCUGAAGACGCGGGAAGGCUCCGAGUACCUCAUCCAGCACGAUUCAGAGAGCAUCAUCAGCGCCUGGCAUCAAGCCCUUGCAGACACCAUUGGCAGGCUGCCUGCAGAUUUCCCUCCGGAAGAUAACGGGGAAAGCGCCACAGAUCUAGGAUUGAAGGAACCAGUUGGAAGCAACAGAGAAAAAGAGAGUGAGAAGAAGAGUCCAGCUUCCUGGCACUCGUCCAGCUCUCUCAACACAGAGAGUGAAACCAGUAAAGUUCGGAACAAACUCCGGAAGUUUCUUCUGAGGCGGCCGACUCUUCAGUCCCUGCGGGACAAAGGCUACAUCAAAGAUCAGGUGUUUGGAUGCCCUCUACAAACUCUGUGUGACCGUGAGAAAACCACCGUACCUCAGUUUGUUCGAAUGUGCAUCCACACUGUAGAAAACAGAGGUCUGGAUAUUGAUGGACUGUACCGGGUAAGCGGAAAUCUGGCUACAAUACAGAAACUGCGCUAUAAAGUUGACCAUGAUGAGCGCUUGGACCUUGAGGAAGGCCGUUGGGACGAUGUUCAUGUCAUCACUGGGGCGCUCAAGCUCUUCUUCCGCGAGUUGCCGGAGCCGCUCUUCCCUUUCAGCCAUUUUGACAAGUUUAUCGCAGCCAUCAAAAUCUCAGAGCCAGCCAAGCGAAGCCUCCAUUUACGGGAGCUGGUGCAUUCUCUUCCUGCUGCUAACCGGGAUACCAUGAAGGUCCUUUUCCAGCAUCUCUGCAGGGUUAUUGAAUUCCGAAAGGAGAACCGCAUGUCGGCACAGAGCAUCGCCAUUGUAUUUGGGCCAACGCUGCUGAAGCCGGAGGCCGAAGAAGGAAACAUGACCAUGCAUAUGGUUUUCCAGAAUCAAGUGGUGGAGCAGAUCCUGAAUCAGUUCAGCUACAUUUUCCCGGAGAGCUAGACCCUCCCUGUGGGCUGGAAGGAGUCAGCUUGAAUGCCGUGGAUUCUACGCGAAGGCGGGUCCUGACGCUAUGCAGGAGAUGUGGUGUUGCUGGGCGGCGCCACAACUAAAAGCUGAAGACGGUGUUGGUGGGGAGAGAUGACAUAUCUAUACGACCAUAAAUAAAAGUAUUAAUGCUGGUUUUGGAA
Heteronotia binoei (common prickly gecko) is the source of this 2175-nucleotide messenger RNA. It is a transcript of the gene ARHGAP27, whose product is annotated as Rho GTPase activating protein 27. NCBI's taxonomy places the organism in Eukaryota, Metazoa, Chordata, Lepidosauria, Squamata, Gekkonidae. The record is from RefSeq and is a predicted model, not a curated record. Bases 461 to 1987 code for a protein of 508 amino acids. Gene Ontology annotation, cellular component: cytoplasm. Gene Ontology annotation, biological process: regulation of GTPase activity; signal transduction. The transcript has 15 exons.